Messenger RNA from Paramecium octaurelia, 370 nucleotides. The record is from the annotation of a GenBank genome assembly. NCBI's taxonomy places the organism in Eukaryota, Ciliophora, Oligohymenophorea, Peniculida, Parameciidae.
AUGAUAAAUCCAUUGAUGCAAAUUGUAAAAAUUGUGUAUUUAUGAAAGAGUUUUCACCGCCAAAAAGUUUCUUAGGAGAUUGUUUAAAAUCUUCUUAGGAGAUUGUAUAAAAUCUUCUCAGGAGAUUGUAUAAAAGGGAUGAGUCUGAAAUUGUUAAAACUCAUUAAAUACUUAAACAAGUAAAUAUAUAUAUAUAUACUUUUAAAGCUCAUUCUAUAAAUUAUAUCGAAAAUCCUUUAAAUUUUAGAUUAUAUUAAAACAAUAAAAAUAUAGGACCUUUUCUAUUUAGUUCAUCUCUGCGUGGAUCAAUUUUAAAUUUAAGAGUGCUAGACCAAGACCAGAACUUAGAAAACUGAAAAUUUAAUAUUGA